Coffea eugenioides is the source of this 921-nucleotide messenger RNA. RefSeq lists its product as uncharacterized. The record is from RefSeq and is a predicted model, not a curated record. Lineage: Eukaryota; Viridiplantae; Streptophyta; Magnoliopsida; Gentianales; Rubiaceae. The transcript has a single exon. Bases 1 to 921 code for a protein of 306 amino acids.
AUGCAUCACUUUCCCAAUCUGGGUGAGAAUACUGCUUUCGAAUUGAAGUCAGGGUUGAUUCACCUCCUACCUUCUUUCCAUGGUCUCUCUGGCGAAGAACCUCAUAAGCACGUCAAGGAGUUCGAGGUGGUUUGCUCUAGUAUGAAACCUCCUGGGGUCACUGAAGAGCAAAUUAGACUGAGAGCCUUUCCGUUCUCUCUCAAAGAUGCAGCUAAAGAUUGGCUGUACUACCUACCAGCAGGUAGUAUUACCACAUGGGCGCAGCUGAAAAAGAAAUUCUUGAAAAAAUUCUUCCCUGCAUCCCGGGCUGCGAGUUUGAGAAAGGAGAUCUGCGGCAUUAAACAAUAUCCCGGUGAGUCCUUGUAUGAAUACUGGGAAAGGUUUAACAAGUUGUACACUAGAUGCCCGCAGCAUCAAAUUAGUGAGCAACUGUUAAUCCAAUACUUCUAUGAAGGGCUCCAACCAACAGAUAGGAGUAUCAUUGAUGCUGCGAGUGGGGGAGCACUUGUAAACAAGACACCGAGGGAAGCGUGGGAGCUCAUCGAAGCCAUGGCAGAGAACUCCCAGCAAUUUGGCUUACGUGAGAGCAACCCUCCCCGUAGAGUCAACGAGGUGGAGACGUCAUCCCUCCAGCAGCAGAUAUCGGAGCUAACAUCCGUUGUUCGACAAUUAAUGGUGGGAAAUGUGCCCCAAGUAAAGGCCUGUGGAAUCUGCACAAACAUGGGCCACCAUACUGACUCAUGCCCUAUAUUGCAAGAGGAUGGGGCUGAGCAAGUGAACAUGGCUAGAGGCGUGCCCGCGCCUCGUAGGCAAUACGAUCCGUAUUCCAACACGUACAAUCCAGGUUGGAGAGAUCACCCCAAUCUCAGCUAUGGUAGUAGGCCACAAAAUGCAUUCUCCAAUCGGCCUCCAGGAUUUUAG